Molecule: messenger RNA, 402 nt
Organism: Rhipicephalus sanguineus (brown dog tick)
Lineage: Eukaryota; Metazoa; Arthropoda; Arachnida; Ixodida; Ixodidae
Exons: 3
Coding region: 1-402 (133 amino acids)
Source: RefSeq, a predicted model, not a curated record
AUGGCGAACUCUGAAAGUCGCAACGAGUUCGCUGUACAUCCUUACCUGUUCGAGCCGGUCGCCACAGUUAGAGCGACGACCGAAGACGCUGCCAGCACCGAUGAUCCGGCACAAGAAAGUGUGUCCCAACCGGCCACCUUCACCCGCGUCGGAAACAUGGACUGGUGCUCAUGCACGCGCUGCGUGCCAAUGAAGAACGAGGAGGACUGCUGCUGCUGCCUCGAGAUUCGGCAGAUCCGCGACCGGCAGAAACAUCCCCGGUGCAUCACAACGACAAAAAAAUUUAAAAGUGUGUGCUUAAACAAGGACGUUUUGGAAGUGGCCUUACAACAGAAUGGCACGCCAGUUGACUCGUCAAGUCAGAUGUCUGUUAAAAACAGGAGGUCUGACAAACACCUGUGA